UGGUUCAGAGGAAAACAUGAAGAGUACCUCAGGACAGUGUUUUUCUAUUGGUUCAGGGGUGAUUAGUUGGAGUUCUAAGAAGCAAGACUUAGUUGCCAAGUCAACAGCAGAAGCUGAGUACAUUGCUGCUUCUCUUGCUGUAGAUCAAGUUGUGUGGUUUAGGAAACUGAUGAAUGAUUUAAAACAACCUCAGAUACAUCCUAUUGAGUUGUUUUGUGAUAAUUUAUCUGUUGUUGCAAUUGUUAAGAAUCCUAUUCUUCAUGGUAGAGCCAAGCAUAUCAAGAUCAAAUAUCAUUCUAUUAGGGAGAUGGUUAAUGAAGGUGAAGUUCAGGUUUUGCAUUGUGAUUCAGAUGACCAGAUUGCUGAUAUAUUCACUAAAGGAUCGCACAAGUUCAGAUUUGAGACUCUAAGAGACCAGCUUGGGAUGAGCAGCAUUAGUGUCAAGGAGGAGUGAAAAACAGCAAUGUAAAGACAGUGACACAAAUGCUGUCACACUAUUUUUUCAGUUUGUAGCAGUUAUUAGUUGGUUUUUAAUCUAGUUUGUUUUUCCAUUGUAGUGCAGUUAACUUUUAGUUUUUAGUAGUUUUUUUAUUUCCUUGUAAAAAGCAGAUUUGUUCAAUGGAAAAUUUCAGUUCUGCACUUACCAGAUCUUCAUCUCUUUGUUUACAAACUAACACCGGGGAAGAAGGGGAUUUUCAGUUUCUAGGUGGCGCGUGGGAUGGGUUGGAAUUUGGAUUGCAUGAAUCCAUGAUCCAUUCAAAAGAAGGACAGGCCAUACUGGUCCAAUAUGUUUCAUCUAAUUUUUCCUUUUUUGGGGUAAAAAAAAAAUGAAAUUGAGAUGUUAUU
Rubroshorea leprosula is the source of this 846-nucleotide messenger RNA. NCBI's taxonomy places the organism in Eukaryota, Viridiplantae, Streptophyta, Magnoliopsida, Malvales, Dipterocarpaceae. The record is from the annotation of a GenBank genome assembly.